Molecule: messenger RNA, 4408 nt
Organism: Colius striatus (speckled mousebird)
Lineage: Eukaryota; Metazoa; Chordata; Aves; Coliiformes; Coliidae
Gene: IPPK
Product: inositol-pentakisphosphate 2-kinase
Exons: 13
Coding region: 59-1534 (491 amino acids)
Biological process (GO): inositol phosphate biosynthetic process
Cellular component (GO): nucleus
Molecular function (GO): inositol-1,3,4,5,6-pentakisphosphate 2-kinase activity; ATP binding
Source: RefSeq, a predicted model, not a curated record
GGCGCGGCGGCGGCGGCACCGUCCCAGCGGGGCGCGGCGGCGGCGGCCCGGGCCGGGCAUGGAAGUGGAGAAGAUGGAUGAGAAUGAAUGGAAGUACCACGGGGAAGGCAACCAGAGCCUCGUCGUCUCCCACUGCCAGCGCUGUGUGGUGCUGCGGUUUUUGAAGUCUCCCCCAAACCAGAAUAAGACUUCAGAGGAAAUACUACACCACCUGCAAAACAUCGUAGAUUUUGGAAAACAUGUCAUGAAGCAGUUCUUUGGGGAGAACUAUGUUCAUCACGGGGAGAUUAUCCAACUGCCUUUAGACUUCGUCAGACAGCUCUGUUUAAAGAUUCAGCCAGAGAGGCCAGAGUCUCGCUGUGACAAAGACAUGGACACUCUCAGUGGUUACGCCAUGUGCCUUCCCAACCUCACCCGGCUGCAGACCUACCGCUUCGUGGAGCACCGGCCCAUCCUCUGCAUAGAGAUCAAGCCAAAGUGUGGCUUCAUCCCUUUCUCCAGCCAUGUUUCCCAGGAGAUAAAGCACAAGGUGUGUCGUUACUGUAUGCAUCAGCAUCUAAAGGUAGCCAAUGGAAAAUGGAAGCGACCGAGUAAAUACUGCCCGUUGGAUCUCUUCUCAGGAAAUAAACAGAGAAUGCACUUUGCUUUGAAGAGCUUAUUGCAGGAGGCACAGAACAACUUGAAAAUAUUUAAGAAUGGGGAGCUAAUUUAUGGCUGCAGAGAUGACCAGGACUGUGUCUCUGACUGGAACGAACUCGCACGUCACUUAAAACCUUUCUUCUUCCCUUCCAACGGGUUGGUCAGUGGCCCCCACUGUACAAGGACAAUUGUUAAAGAACUCAUCCACGUUAUAACUAUGACGCUACUAAGUAGUACUGAUGCCUGCAGGGCAGGUGACAUGAAGACAGUUCCCAUUUCACAAGGAAGAAGCUACUGUGAAGCAAGUGCUUUUAAUAAGGAGCUAGUGAGAAAUGGUAAACAUAAAUUGGAAAGCUCUGGCUUACCGAGGGGUUGUCUCCUUUAUAAAACCCUUCAGGCUCAGAUGCUGGACACGCUGGAUAUUGAAGGGCUCUAUCCUUUGUACAGCAGGGUUGAACAGUACCUAGAGGAAUUCCCUGAAGAGAGAAGUACAUUACAGAUAGAUGGACCUUACAAUGGAGCGUUCUAUGAGAAGCUGCUAGAUCUGUCGACGGAAGAUGAUGGGACAGUGGCAUUUGCACUAACAAAGGUGCAGCAGUACAGGAUAGCAAUGACUGCUAAAGACUGCUCCAUCAUGAUUGCCCUGUCACCCUGCCUCCAAGACGAAUGCUCGGAGCAAAGACCCGUGGUACUGACGUCCAAAUCGAGAUUCACUUUCUCUGUUUCUGUCCUGGACCUCGAUCUAAAGCCCUAUGAAAGCAUUCCUCAUCAGCACAAACUCGAUGGCAAGAUAGUAAACUAUUAUUUGAAGAAUGUACAGGCCAAAGAUGACCCAGUUAUGUCCAGUCUCUUCAAGGAGAAUGAAGACUGCACAUUAGUUCUUCAUAAAGUGUAGCUGUUUCUGUAAGGCUGUUUUUACUCAGACACAUUAGAAAGUGAAAGGUUAACAAUUAUGGUGAUUUAAACAAUUUUUCCCUAUUGUGUUCAGUGCAUUUUUCAGCUGUGAAUGUUUUUGCUUUAAGAAAUGACUCCUAAUUGAUAUGCCUUUUCAAAGAGAUGGAAUCGCACUAAACCACACAUUUGCUGUCUAACCUUAAUGAAUGUAUUGACUGGUGACAGAACAGGUAACGUGCCAUACCUUGGAACUAGAGGACACAUCCCAUUAAUACUCGAAGCCUCCUUCCUUAGAGUCGAAAGAGCACAGAAUUAGAGGUUUCCUGAAGUGUUGCACUAACAUAGAAAGCCUAAUAAUUACUAAUGAGAGAACUGCCUUGGAGCUUGUGCUCUGAGUCUCACUCCUGCCUACAAGGAAGAGGGAAUGCUCUGACAAACCCCAGUGUGAAGCUUGAGCAUUACAGCCCCUGCCAUGCAGUGGAACUGGCUGCCCAAGGGGUUCUGCUCUGUGCAGCUCCUGUCUGGCUGCACAACAACCCAAGUGCUGAUGCUUGAGAGUGAGACCACCAGGCUGCCCCCACAAGCUCUGUGAUCACCUUGUAGCUACCAAGAGCUUCUGAAACUAAGUGAAAAGGGUUAAAAGGUGAAGGUCUCAGAGUGUUCUGGGGCAGCUGGGGUGAAAUCCUCCACAUACUGGUCUCUUUUUCCCUACAGAUGAGAUGCUGCUAUUGAAGGUGAAACCACAGCUCGCUCUUCCCCAGUUGAAACUGAGCAAAGACAGUGACAUGUUCUGAGUUUUACAGAUUGCUUUGGGUUGCUUGUGCCAAACAUUGGCAUUACUUCACUGUAUCCCACACCUAGUGUAGUGUCAGCAGCUGCUUUCAGGAUCCUUUUUUGUAAGUGACCCAGAGAAGAGGUGACAGGGUGUGAGUCUUUGCAGGGGUCACUUUCUCAGGCCCAGUACUGGAGCUGACCUCCUCUCACUGCUUUGCUGGGUAAGUGCUGCCAUGAAAAUGUUGCAGGAAGAGACACUCUGAAGGAAGAUCCCGAGUAGGAGACUUAGGAUCUGUUGAAAGCUGAAGGCAUUUUGUCUGAAAUCCCUUUUCCCCCCAGCUGGGGGUAACCCACCCUGAGCUGUGUGAUCUUGGCUUCCAGGCUGCUUUCGGGGGCUACUUUCCCAAAUAAUGCAGGGUAGCAUUAAAAAAACCCACGUGUUGAGAUCCCAGCCUCAUGUUUGAGUUGUUGUGUUUUACCUGAAUUUCAAAAAGCAAACCCAGAAGGCCCUGUCUGUUGGCACAGCUCAAAGAAAAGCAUCAACUGGGGAGCAGCAGCCCCAAGGCUCUGCAGGGCCGUGAGCUGGCAGCUGACAGUGGCAGCAACAGCCUCCUCUCUCCAAAGGAAACCUGGAGUGAGAGACAGGGGUUGUGUUUCUAAAUGCAUAAAUCCUCCAGCUGUUAGAGGAGGGGAGGGAGGAAGGAAGGACUAAGCCACUAAGGUGUCAGGUUCUUAUGCUGUAACUACACACAUUUCAUCCACAAAUGGAAGUGUGUGUGCUGAUCAAACAGCUUCAUGUUCAUGCAAGGAGCUGAGGAGGACAUAAGGUAAAGGUUACACAAAGCAGGCUAAACCAGUACCCUGUCAGUGGAUAAGGUAGCAAUGAAUUUUGCCUGUCUCCUGGAUUCUAAACUUGAAAUUCGUCUGCCUUAUCUCUAAGGAGAUGUUUUAUUACAGAGUUGCUGUUCAUCAUGACCCAACCUCUGGCCUUGCUCAGCUGUGGGCUCUGACAGAAACCAGUCUCACCUGUCAGUUUUUUCUGACCUACCAGAACAGCAGGAGACUGUAUUAGUGAUCAGAUAGUAUGUUUAUAAUACCAUAAUCUCCAUCUACUGUUACUUUAGUUCUUGAUUUCGCCACCCAUUUCACUGUUGCUGUAAAAUAUUUUGUCAUCACUUCUAGAGGGGGCAGGCAGUCGUACUGCUGGCAACUUCAGGGCACCUGUGGGCUCCAGCUCUCCUCAUGCACCUCCAGAGUCCACAGUUGCUGGUUUUGGCUUCUUCACUCCAGGAACAAGAGCUGUUGCUCCCCACCUGGGCAGUCUGUGACUGGAUGAGGCAGGUGGGUGGUGACAGCCAGGGGUGCAUCUGAUAGGGGUGAAGGAAGCUCAGGAGACAUCUGCCUCAUCAGCUGUGUUUCUUCAGGGAUGAAUGUGUGAAAUGUGAUACUUUCAUAGUGUAUUCCCUACUAGAAUUUGCCCCUUGUGGUAGGAAACCCAAGCACAGCGCUGCAGUGAGCCAGGGGUUAACUCAUCCAGCUCUGCAGAAGCAUGAUGCUCCCUCUUCUUCAGUUCAGUGCUGGCUCUGCUCAACACAUUGUGGAAAAGAGUCCCUUCAUACAGUUACCCUUUUUGUGUUGGUGUUUGGGUUUUUUAAGCAUAGUGUGUCUUGGAAGUCUUCAGAUUGUCUGCUUCCACCCUAAUUUAAUGAGAAAGCUAUUUAACUCUUGAACAGACUCCUCAACACUGUUCUCUUGUCAUUCUAAAAAUCACUGUACUUCUACAGAGCUGUGAAAUGAAAUGGAUUUUUAUGGACUUGAUUCUGACAGUGCAUGAUCUUUUAACACUUUCCAGGUAUCUAGAAACAUUAAGGAGAUAAACCACUCUGGUACAUUAAUGAUUCAGAAAGAUGAUAAAUUUAUAAUGAAAUCACUCUGUACAUGUAACUAUUUUAUUUGGCAUUUUUGUAUUUAAAUGGCUGUAUUUAUUUUCCUGUCAUGACAAUUUAUAUAUAACGUGCCAUAAUUGUACAGACAGCAUGGGUCAUGAGUAUGGUUUCUAAAUGGAAAAUAACUUAAUGUUUAUAUUCAAUAAAACUAUAGA